AUGUUAUUGAAUGACAUAAGAUAUUUUUUGCCCAGAAAUUCUUUCCAUACAUCAUCCAGUUAUUUAUCAGAUGACCGUCCCCAGGCCAAAUUUUUUCCUGCAUUGACGACACCCAUGCUUCCAAAAGAUUCAUUCAAGGGAAAGACUGCCUUCAUAACUGGUGGUGGCACUGGUCUUGGAAAAGCAAUGGCAACUAUGCUGUCCCAACUUGGUGCUCAAGUGGUUAUAUCAAGUAGAAAGUUGGAUGUCCUUGAAAAGACAGCAGAAGAGAUCACCCAACUAACCGGAAAUAAAGUUUUACCAGUUACUGCUGAUGUACGCAAUCCAGAAGAUAUCAAAAUGUCUGUUGACCAAUGUGUUUCCACUUUUGGUCUACCUAAUGUUAUAAUUAACAAUGCAGCUGGGAACUUCAUAUCACCAUCUGAAAGACUCUCUGCCAAUGCUUGGAAAACUAUCAUAGAUAUUGUCUUAAAUGGUACUGCCCACGUCACUCUUGACAUUGGAAAAAGACUUAUUGCAGCAAGUCAAGGGGCAGCCUUUCUUGCCAUCACAACUAUUUAUGCAGAAAGUGGUUCAGGAUUUGUGGUGCCCAGUGCCUCUGCUAAAUCAGCAGUUGAGACCCUGUCGUUAUCACUUGCAUCAGAAUGGGGGCGUUAUGGAAUGAGGUUUAACUGCAUUGCUCCUGGACCUAUCAUGACUAAGGGUGCUUUCAGUCGAUUGGAUCCUACCGGCUCCUUUUCUGAACAUGUAAAAGAGCGCAUUCCCAUUGGACGACUUGGCCACCCUAAUGAAUUAGCAAAUAUGGCCCUCUAUCUGGUCAGUGACUAUUCAAAUUGGGUAACUGGAGCAAUUUUCCGAUUUGAUGGUGGUGAAUACCCAAGUAUAGCAGGAGAGUUCAACCAACUAAAGGAGGUAACUAAUGAACAAUGGGACAUAAUGGAAAAAAUAAUCAGGAAGGUGAAAGGAUCUUAA
Molecule: messenger RNA, 972 nt
Organism: Acanthosepion pharaonis
Lineage: Eukaryota; Metazoa; Mollusca; Cephalopoda; Sepiida; Sepiidae
Source: the annotation of a GenBank genome assembly